Colletotrichum aenigma is the source of this 2595-nucleotide messenger RNA. It is a transcript of the gene UGT80B1-1, whose product is annotated as Sterol 3-beta-glucosyltransferase UGT80B1. Gene Ontology annotation, biological process: carbohydrate metabolic process. Gene Ontology annotation, molecular function: hexosyltransferase activity; UDP-glycosyltransferase activity. NCBI's taxonomy places the organism in Eukaryota, Fungi, Ascomycota, Sordariomycetes, Glomerellales, Glomerellaceae. The coding region runs from base 1 to 2595 and encodes 864 amino acids. The transcript is spliced from 6 exons. The record is from RefSeq and is a predicted model, not a curated record.
AUGGGUGAAAAGCGACGGACGAUCCGCUACGAACUAGUGGGCGACGACUUCCACACGGUAUCGAGAGCAGCCAGUACUGGUGACCUACGAGGCAACCUGCAUCAUCAAAACCUGCGUUUCGACGAGGACAGCGCGCCGUCUCCGGCGCCUAGCGAAUUAUGGGGUGGUGGCACUCAAGUCAGAGAAGACGAUGGCCGUGUUGAUAUUGACUGCGACUCCAAGCUCGCGCGGGCGAUCAGCAUGAUCUAUCGUGAGAAUAGCGACAAAAGGCGGCUUCCGCCGUCAGGAGCACCUUCUCCCGAACCGGCACCACCGCCGUAUAUGCAAGAACUAGAGGACUCUGGUGGCAAGCACCCUUGUAGCCUUAAUGUUCUGAUACAAGUCGUGGGAAGCCGGGGCGACGUCCAGCCGUUCGUUGCACUAGGUGCCGAAAUGAAAAGGCGCGGUCACCGAGUACGGCUCGCCACCCACGAUCUGUUCGAAAAGUUCGUCAGAGAUACAGGCUUGGAGUUCUAUGGUGUUGGGGGCGACCCGGCGGCUCUAAUGGCUUACAUGGUCAAGAAUCCGGGUCUCAUUCCGAGCAUGAAGAGUCUUGAAUCCGGGGAGAUUAGCCAGAAACGCGAGAUGGUCCAGGAAAUGCUUGAGGGCUUCUGGGAUGCUUGUAUCAGGCCGGAUACUACCACUGGAGCGCCAUUUAUUGCAGAUGCAAUAAUCUCUAACCCUCCUAGCUUUGCCCACGUCCAUUGCGCGCAGGCACUCGGUAUCCCGGUGCAUCUGAUGUUCACCAUGCCUUGGACAAGCACGGCAGAAUUUCCUCAUCCGCUGGCGAACUUGAAGAAUACUGGUGGUGACCGUGGUGUGGCCAACUUCAUUUCAUACGGCGUGGUUGACACUUUGACAUGGCAAGGGCUCGGAGAUGUUGUAAAUAAGUGGCGAGACAGAAUCGGCUUGGAGCAUAUUGCCAUGUUCGACGGCCCCAUGCUGGCGGAGGCUUUGAAAGUGCCGUUUACGUAUUGCUGGUCUCCCGCUCUGAUCCCCAAACCAAAGGACUGGGGAUCGCAUAUCGAUGUCUGCGGCUUUUUCUUUCGCAGCGCUCCUCGGUACACUCCACCAGAAGAUCUGGCGCAAUUCCUUGCGGCCGGCCCUCCGCCAGUUUACAUUGGCUUCGGCAGCAUCGUGCUUGAAGACCCCAAGCGUAUCAUCAACGUAAUACUCGAUGCGGUUCGUACCGCAGGCGUUCGAGCCAUCAUCUCGAAGGGUUGGUCCGACCUGGGUGGUUCUGAAAGCCAAUCCAUUUAUUGGAUCGGCGACUGUCCACAUGAAUGGCUUUUUCAGCAUGUGGCAGCUGUGGUGCAUCACGGAGGAGCUGGAACUACAGCGUGCGGGCUACGAAACGGGAAGCCCACGACAAUCGUUCCCUUUUUUGGAGAUCAGCCAUUCUGGGGUGACAUGGUUGCCAAUGCGGGCGCUGGACCGAAGCCCAUCCCUCACAAGCAACUCAGCCCAGAGAACCUCGCCGCAGCUAUGAGAUACUGUCUCUCGCAGCAAGCCGUCGCCGCGGCGCAAGGCAUCGCUGCGCAGAUGGAGACUGAAGACGGCGUCCAGGCUGCCGUGGAUUCGUGGUGGCGACAGCUUCCUCUAGAGCGCAUGCAGUGUGACCUUAUUCCGAGCCAACCCGCUGUAUGGAAAUACACCAAAUCCAAGAGACCCAUGAAACUGUCAAAGGCAGCGGCUGAAGUCCUCAUGUCGCACGAGGCGGUACAACUUAAGCAGCUUUCAAUGUAUCAGACCAAACCGAUCACGAUCGACGUUACGCGCUGGGACCCAAUCUCUGGCGGCGCAUCGGCAGUGUUAGCGACGGCAGUGGACAUGACCGGUUGCAUAACGGGAAUGGUCACUAAGCCCAUUGAAGAGUUCCAUGAGGAGAAACGUCGUCGAGCACGGGAGCUGAAACAUAAGGCAGACGGCGGCAGCGGUGAAGUUCCAAAAGACAAACUCUCUGAGGAUGCACUUUCGGUCAUGUCUGCUUCAAGCGGGAACAGCAAAGGCAAGAGCCAACGUUCGAUGGCGGGAAAGGUGGCUGGCGCAUCAGCGAAGAGUAUCGGGAUGAUCGCGCCGAAUGCUGCCAAGGGAAUGCUGGUCGAUAUUCCCCUCGCCAUUACUGAGGGAAUGCGAUCAGUCCCCAAGCACCUCGGCACCAAUAUCCGCGAUCACGGACCGAUCACCGACGCAAAGAGCGGAGCCGCAGUUGCAGGGAAAACCUUUGCCUUUGGUUUCGUCGAUGGUCUGAGCGACUUGGUGAUGGAGCCAGUCAGGGGAGCUGAAACGCAAGGGGCCGUUGGAGCCCUCAAGGGAUUCGGGAAGGGCGCCGCGAGCUUGGCGGCCAAGAGCGGCGCAGGCAUGUUUGGGCUGUUCGCGUAUCCGAGUGCCGGCAUCGUGAAGAGCUUGAGGUCGGCAGUUCACACCGGCACGAGGAAGGAAGUUGCCCAGGAGAGGCAUGUAGAAGGCCAGUGGCUGGUAAAUGGCAAUACGGCUUUGGAGAUGAACUCGGGCGAGAUUCUUGCCAUGUUCAAUCGGCUCCGAAGUCUCAAGUAA